AUGGGUAACAGUCAGGGCAAGCCUGUCGAGUUGGACGGCGAAGUGAAUCUGAAUCACUUUCGACUUCUCAGGGUCGUCGGGCGAGGCGCUUUCGGCAAAGUACGCAUCGUCGAGAGGAAAGACACGAACCUAUCAUUCGCUCUGAAAUAUAUCCGUAAAGAUGAAGUCGUGCGCUCGGAAAGCGUUCGCAACAUAAUACGCGAAAGGCGGAUGCUCGAGCACGUAAACCACCCCUUCAUCUGCAACUUGCGCUACAGUUUCCAAGACAUCGAGUACAUGUACUUGGUCGUCGACCUCAUGAGCGGCGGAGAUCUGCGGUUCCACAUUUCGAGGAAAACCUUCACCGAGGAGGCGGUCAGGUUCUGGAUAGCCGAGCUAGGGUGUGCGUUGCGGUACAUCCAUGGCCAGGGCAUCAUCCACCGCGACGUGAAGCCCGACAAUGUGCUCCUUGACGCGGACGGGCAUGUGCAUUUGACGGAUUUCAACGUGGCUUCAGAUAUCGUACAGGGCAAAGUCCUGACAAGCAAGUCCGGCACGCUGGCGUACCUCGCGCCAGAAGUCUACGCAGGAAACGGUUACGAUGUCCGUGCGGAUUGGUGGUCCCUGGGGGUGCUAUUCUACGAGUGCAUAUACAACAAGAGGCCGUUUGAGGGUAACUCCGAAGCAUCCCUGAGCGCCGUAAUCCAAGCCGCAAAGCCCAGAUUCCCCGUCACGAACCCCCCGGUGUCAUUACCAUGCAUGUACGCCAUCAAGAGCGCCCUGGAAGCUGAUCCCAACAAGCGGCUUGGGUCGACCUGGGAGAGUUUUACUCAGCAUGAGUUCUUCUCAUGUAUCGACUUUGAGGCCCUUGAAAGGAAGGAGAUCGAGCCCGUGUUUGUGCCGUCCUCGGAAAAGACCAACUUUGACGCCACGUACGACCUGGAGGAAUUGUUGCUAGAAGAAGCGCCCUUAGAGGCGCGCGCACGGAGACAGAAGCCUCGCGAGAAGCUAAAAGAAGACGCCACGGACAAGGAGAUCCGCGAGGAUGAGCUCUACCGCAUGAUUGAGACCGACUUCCGGCCCUUCGAUUACACAGUCGCAGCGUACAAGAAGUAUGCACUCGCAGGCGGGCAAAAUUCCGCAGCGCAUGGAGCCAACCUCCAACCGCAAGCCCUGACGACUGACGAAGCAACCCCUUCCCCGGCCACCAACGGCGCGACACCAAAUCAAUCUCUCAACAAACAGCAACAGCAGCGCCAAUCAAGCGGAAACUACCAGCAGCAGCAGCAACAGCAGCAACAACAGCAACAACAACAACAACAACAACAACGGCGCGCAGGCGCGCCAAGUCGUCCGCCCCCGCUGGCUCCCUACCCGCAGUCGUACUCGCCCAACGCGGGCAGCAGCAACCGCGGGAACCGCGGGGGCAUGAUCGUCGGCAGCCCGACGGGCGGCGUGCAGGUGACGCUGGACGGCGGCAGCAGCUGGAGCGACCUGGCGCGCCAGGACGCGACGCUGCCGGCCGACGCCAGCGGCGCCAACAACGCGCUCGGCGGCAAGCCCGAGAGCUCCGGCGGCGGCGUCUUCGGCUUCCUGCGGGGCAAGAAGGGCAGGGGGAACAGCCCCAAGCCCAAGGAGCGCGGCGUGCUGGGCAAGGAGGGCGCCAGGGUUAUUCUUGGAUAG
Thermothelomyces thermophilus ATCC 42464 is the source of this 1662-nucleotide messenger RNA. RefSeq lists its product as uncharacterized. The coding region runs from base 1 to 1662 and encodes 553 amino acids. Lineage: Eukaryota; Fungi; Ascomycota; Sordariomycetes; Sordariales; Chaetomiaceae. Gene Ontology annotation, biological process: protein phosphorylation. The record is from RefSeq and is a predicted model, not a curated record. Gene Ontology annotation, molecular function: protein kinase activity; ATP binding. The transcript has 7 exons.